Molecule: messenger RNA, 1374 nt
Organism: Alternaria atra
Lineage: Eukaryota; Fungi; Ascomycota; Dothideomycetes; Pleosporales; Pleosporaceae
Exons: 4
Coding region: 1-1374 (457 amino acids)
Molecular function (GO): heme binding; oxidoreductase activity, acting on paired donors, with incorporation or reduction of molecular oxygen; monooxygenase activity
Source: RefSeq, a predicted model, not a curated record
AUGGCCAUCAUUUCCUUCACAAACGUCGCAAUAUCUUUGGCAGCUCUCUAUGUAGCCACCCGCAUCUACUACACUGCAACAACUGGCGCACAUCGCCGCGCCCUCUCCAAAAAGCACGGCUGCCUACCCGCACCCCAACGCCAAAACACGGUCUUCCCAUCCUUUCUCCCAACUUUCGGCCUCGACUUCAUAGUCAGCCGGUAUCGCAAUUUCAAAUCACACACUGUACUCCAGGCCUGGCCCGCUGCCAGGAGCGCAGCACACAGCCACACAAUUCACUUCACUCUCUUCGGCCUCAAAGACCUCUUCAUAACCGACGAACCAGAAAACGUGAAAUGCGAUGGCAGCGAGGUUGAUUUACAACCCUUGUUCCAUGAGUUGACGAUGGAUAUUGCGACGGAAUUCUUGUUUGGUCGCAGCAUGAAUAUGUUGGAUCGGACGGUGGAGAGAACGGAUGUGAGGGAGUUUGUGGAGGCAUUUGAGUAUGCAGGAGAUCCUAUGUUGAAUGAGAAUCAGGAGCGGUGGGGGUGGUUGGGACUUUUUAUGAAGGACGGGAAGAGGGAGAGGUGUAUUGAGUACAUGAACGAGUUCACGGAUAAGCUUAUCGAAGAGGAACUCGCUCUUCAUCAAGCCAACAGCAAAGACGAGAUGAAGGCAAAGAAGGAUGGUCGCUACAUAUUCCUCUACGAACUCUUCCUCGCCACCCAAGACAAGACGGUGAUACGUAGCGAACUACUCAACAUCCUUCUAGCAGGCCGCGACACAACCGCCGCACUCCUCUCCAACCUCCUAUGGGAACUAUCACGCCAGCCCGAAAUGCUUUCACGUCUCCGCCUAGAGAUUGCACAAAUCCUAUGUGACGACGAUGAUUACAGACCCCGUGUAUUAACAUACGAGGAACUCAAAUCCCUAAAGUACCUGCGCGCCCUGAUAAAUGAAUCCCAACGCCUCUACCCCAUUGUCCCAGCAAACAGCCGCUCAGCACACCACGACACCAUCCUGCCCCGCGGCGGCGGCCCAGAUGGAACGCAACCUUUGCUUGUUCCCAAGGGAAGUUACGUCAUGUAUCACUCAUGGGGUAUGCAUCGACGGACCGACAUCUUCGGUGAAGAUGCCGAUGUUUUCGAUCCUGAAAGAUGGCUGAAAGGGAAUCUAAGACUAGGUUGGGGCUAUAUACCGUUUAGUGGUGGUCCGAGAGUGUGUAUCGGACAAAAUUUUGCGCUGACUGAAGUCAUGUUUGUGGUUGUGCAGUUGGUGAGGCGGUUCGACUUGGUGCAGAAAGAUUUCGAGGCUUGGAGGGAGAAGUUGACAAUUAUUGCUGUGGGGGAUGGGGGGUGCAAGGUGGGGUUGUUGAAUAGGCGAAAGGGUACGUGA